AUGUUAACACUGGAUGGCUUGGAGGUGAUCGCUGUGCUGGUGGUCAUGGGUCUCUUCAUCAAAGUUUUGGAGCAGUUCGGGAUGUUUGAGCCUGUCGGUGGAGAAGACAGUGUAGAAGAUGACUUUGAGCUCUCCACCGUGUGCCAUCGACCGGAAAGCAUGGACAAGCUGCAGGAGCAGACAAAGUUCUCCAAGAAGGAACUUCAGGUUCUCUACAGGGGCUUCAAGAAUGAAUGUCCAAGCGGUGUAGUGAAUGAGGAGAACUUUAAGAACAUCUACUCCCAGUUUUUUCCUCAGGGAGAUUCAAGUACGUAUGCACACUUCCUCUUUGAAGCCUUCGACACUGACAAGAACGGCUCCGUUAGUUUUGAGGACUUUGUGUAUGGCCUGUCCAUCAUCUUGAGAGGGACCAUUAACGACCGCUUAAACUGGGCAUUUAACCUGUACGACCUGAACAAGGAUGGCUGCAUCACCAAGGAUGAGAUGCUGGACAUCAUGAGGUCCAUCUACGACAUGAUGGGGAAGUACACGUAUCCCACUAUGCAGGACGAUGCUCCCAGAGACCAUGUAGAGAGCUUUUUCCAGAAAAUGGAUAGAAAUAAAGAUGGAGUGGUUACUAUAGAGGAAUUCAUCGAGUCAUGUAAAAAGGAUGAGAAUAUCAUGCAGUCCAUGCAGCUCUUUGACAAUGUCAUCUAA
This is a messenger RNA of Nerophis lumbriciformis (worm pipefish), 696 nucleotides long. The record is from RefSeq and is a predicted model, not a curated record. Lineage: Eukaryota; Metazoa; Chordata; Actinopteri; Syngnathiformes; Syngnathidae.